Lampris incognitus (smalleye Pacific opah) is the source of this 708-nucleotide messenger RNA. RefSeq lists its product as uncharacterized. Gene Ontology annotation, molecular function: nucleic acid binding. The annotation marks the transcript as partial. The record is from RefSeq and is a predicted model, not a curated record. The transcript has a single exon. Lineage: Eukaryota; Metazoa; Chordata; Actinopteri; Lampriformes; Lampridae. Gene Ontology annotation, biological process: DNA integration.
GACUGCCUAUUAUGGGGGAGUCGUGUAGUUAUUCCUAACCUGGCGAGGGAGGAGGUACUAGCCAUGCUGCAUGAUGCACACCCAAGCAUUGUGCAUAUGAAGGGCCUGGGGAGGAGUUAUGCCUGGUGGCCAGGUAUGGAUUUAGCAAUAGAACAGACAGUAAAAUCCUGUGAAACCUGUCAGAGAACUCAUCAUGCACCACCAACAGCACAGCUGCACCCUUGGGUGUGGACAACUAAGAAAUGGUCCCGGCUACACAUUGACUUUGCUGGUCCAUUCCAGGGGAAGACAUUUCUCAUAAUUGUGGACUCACACUCUAAGUGGUUAGAGGUUGCCAUGGUGAGUUCAAUGUCCUGCUCUGCAGCGAUCAGCACACUGAGGCUCCUCUUUGCAACUCACGGGUUACCAAAUGUCAUUGUUUCUGACAACGGUGCAGCCUUCACAUCGGAUGAAUUCAAAGAGUUUGCCAGACGGAAUGGCAUCAGAGCAGUGACUACGGCCCCUUACCAUCCUCGUUCAAAUGGCCAAGCAGAACGUAUGGUCCAGACAACCAAGGAGGCCCUAUCUAGGAUCACUAUCGGUGACUGGCAGACAUGCCUGGCGAGGUUUCUGCUGUCACAGCAUGUGACUCCCAAUUCAGCAACAGGAAAGAGCCCUGCCGAGCUUCUCAUGAACUGGCGUCUUACCACGGCCUUUGAUCACCUUCAU